GUUGUGCAAGCGAAGAGCCAGAACUCAUUCACCUCCCUGCGCGGCGCAGUGAGCACAAACAAGAAAAUCUGUGUCGCCGAAGGUUCUGCUGAUGAGGACUACGUUCGAGCCACCUAUCCUCGAUACAGCAACGUUUUAAGCUUCCUGGGCGGGCCCGAACAGCGUGCAGCCAAACUGAGGGACGGAGGCUGUGAUGUGGUGACCUUGGCGAAGUUCGAGUACGACUUCCUGCGGCAAGUGGGAAGUGUGAACCCCGACUGCUAUAUGGAGACCAUCGGAGAACCACUGCAAAACGUAGAUGCUGGUUGGAUGGUCCUCAACGAUGUCAAAGACUCCUGCACAUCCUUGAUACGGGACGUCUUAGGACUUUGGACACUGCAGAUGGAGCUUGACGGGACCCUGCGUGCUAUAGUCAAGAAAGGCCUCACGCCCGUGGAGCGUUGUGCUAUUGAGACUAUGUCAGCUGGUCACAGCUCUGCCAGCCAGCUGAAACUGGAAAACAUGCUUGGCAUCCUGACUGUGCACGCCGCUGGUGUUUUUACGGCUUUGGUAUUCCAUUUCCUGCAAGGUGCCCCUAAGGCAGUGAGAAAGGGCAUUCAAAAAUCACGUACCUUGGGCGCAAUUCGUCGCGUAUCACCCGGUCGGAGGGGCAGCCACCAAUCGGACGAAGUCUCAGCUGGAAAGGUCGCCGCGUGGGUUGACACGCAGCACUCC
Symbiodinium pilosum is the source of this 714-nucleotide messenger RNA. The record is from the annotation of a GenBank genome assembly. NCBI's taxonomy places the organism in Eukaryota, Dinophyceae, Suessiales, Symbiodiniaceae.